Molecule: messenger RNA, 852 nt
Organism: Didymodactylos carnosus
Lineage: Eukaryota; Metazoa; Rotifera; Eurotatoria; Philodinida; Philodinidae
Source: the annotation of a GenBank genome assembly
AUGUCGCGGCGCGAGUCGCUUAAAAAAUCGUGGCAGGAUCGCGUGACGCGGAAGGAGCGACGAACGAUAUGGACUGAUGAACAAGGUCAUAGAAGAAUAAGAAACACUGAUGCCCGAGAUUAUUCCAGUAUGAAUGAUCGAUCCAAACUGGAUGAAGUUCCAUGGUUUAUAAAACCUGAAAGCUUAUAUUUAUAUAAUAAUGUAAUAUUAUUAGAUACUAGAAAUCCAAAAUCUUAUGAAACAUCUCAUAUUCGUAAUUCUGUUAAUGUUCAUGAUAUAUUCACAUAUUUAUUAAAAUCAUCUGAACCGAAAGAUAUUGAAAAUAUGAGAAAUCAUUUUCAACAGCGACUUAGUGAAGUAGGGAUAACCGGUGAUUUGAAUGAACAUGUUGUUCUUUAUGAGCAAGGUAUGAAUAAAAAUUAUGGGUCAAGCUGUCGUGGAUUUUUUCUACUAAAAUGGAUGCAUCAUCCAAAUGUUUCUGUACUACAAGGAGGGUUAGAUGCUUUUUUACAAACAGAUGUUGGUAAAAUGCAAAUGACAAAUGAACUGCCAACAAUAAAGCAAUGCGUGUAUAAUGGUCAAGAUGAUACAAAUGACUGGUUGAUGGCACAUAAAAAUGAUAUUUUAGACGUAUUGAAUAAUAAGCGGAAAGCACACUUAUUAGACGUUAGAGAUGCUGCUGAAUGGCAAGGUUUAACUAGUUCACCUUAUGGAAUUGACUUUUCUCCAAGAAAAGGACGAAUAUUAAAUUCAAUAUGGAUCGAAUGGUAUAUAAAAAACAUAUUUUUUACGCAUUUUAGUUAUGUUUUUCGUAAAUUUGUUAUAUACCGAGCGUAUCUUUUGUUAUUUUAA